AUGGCAAACUUUCUCAGAAAAUCUUUAAGUUUCUUUCUGAUUCUUGUGCUGAUAAAUUUCGAUAUCAUUGAGACCGAAGCUCGUCCCUUGAAUAUUAUGAAGACGGGAGACUCUGCUGCUAGUAGAGUAAUCGAGGACUUCUUGGAUGGAUUAUCUCUGGGAGCAAUCAAACAGUCUGGACCAAGUCCUGGGGUAGGACACGGCCAAACCCUUGGAGGAAUCAAGGACUCGGGUCCCAGCCCAGGUGAAGGACACAAGGCUGUUACUGGCACCCACCAGUAA
Molecule: messenger RNA, 282 nt
Organism: Hevea brasiliensis (rubber tree)
Lineage: Eukaryota; Viridiplantae; Streptophyta; Magnoliopsida; Malpighiales; Euphorbiaceae
Product: PAMP-induced secreted peptide 2
Exons: 1
Coding region: 1-282 (93 amino acids)
Biological process (GO): innate immune response; regulation of developmental process
Source: RefSeq, a predicted model, not a curated record